UUUAUCACAUUCCACACAACAUAACUUUCUCACAAGUUCGUAUUUUUUUCUCUCUCAAGCAAAAAAGAAAAUACAUCUCAAGUAGUGAAAAGAUAUCUACAUAGAUAUAUUAUAAAGGAAAAAAAUAUGGCUUGUGGUAGUUUCAAUUACUCCUUUUUCGCUAAUAGUGUUGGAAAAGAAAUGUGUGAGAAGAGAAAGACCGGGAAUAUUGCCAAGGUGGCGACUUGUUCACUUGCUGUUCAAGGUAACACUUCCACUACUGCUAAACCGGUCGUGGAAGUGCCCGCAGAUCAAAACAGCACUUUCAUUAAUCUUGGUAGGUCUUCGACAAAGAGACGAUUUGAAACCCAUCGUUGUCAAGAGACUAUAGAAGAAAUUAUUGGUAAUGGAAAAUUUGGGAGGUUUGGGGGCAAGUUUGUCCCCGAGACAUUGAUAACUUGUUUGAACAUGCUUGAAGCUGAAUUCCGGUCGGUUUUGCACGAUGUCCAGUUUCAGGCGGAGCUAGCGACAGCGCUGAGAGACUACGUUGGGCGGGAAACGCCUUUGUAUUAUGCACAGCGGCUGACAGAGCACUACAAGAGCAAGAGUUGUAGUGGCGAAGGGCCAGAGAUAUAUUUAAAGAGGGAGGAUCUCAACCAUGGAGGAGCACACAAGAUGAAUAACGCCAUCGCGCAGGCAAUGAUUGCCCGGCGCAUGGGCAGGACUAGGGUCGUGGCCGCCACCGGUGCAGGACAGCACGGCGUCGCCACUGCUGCCGCGUGUGCCAAACUAUCUUUGGAGUGCACUGUGUUUAUGGGGACAAAAGAUAUUGAAAAACAGUCCUCUAAUGUGCUCUUGAUGAAGCUACUUGGUGCUCAGGUAAAAUCAGUGGCGGGAAAUUUCAAGGAUGCGACAUCUGAGGCGUUCAGGAACUGGGUAAACGACUUGGAGACCAGCUAUUACUUGACGGGAACCGUGGUAGGGCCUCAUCCGUGCCCUAGCAUGGUCCGGGAGUUCCAGUCAGUGAUCGGAAAGGAGACAAGGAAGCAAGCCUUGGAGAAGUGGGGAGGCGAGCCAGACGUCUUGGUCGCCUGCGUGGGGAGCGGGUCCAAUGCGUUGGGUUUGUUCCAUGAAUUUAUCGACGACGAAGACGUCAGGUUGAUCGGCGUCGAAGGAGCAGGGAUAGGACUGGACAGCGGCCACCACUCGGCUACCCUUACCAGAGGCGAAGUGGGUGUGUAUCAUGGAGCCAUGAGCUACCUGUUGCAGGACCAUGAGGGUCAAAUUGUAGGCCCCCAUUCCAUUGGUGUCGGGCUGGAGUACCCAGGAGUUAGCCCCGAGCUGAGCUUUCUCAAAGACAGUGGACGAGCCGAGUUUCACACAGCCACUGAUCAAGAAGCUCUUGAUGCGUACCGACUGUUGUGCAGAUUGGAAGGCAUAUUUCCAGCGUUAGAAGCAUGUCAUGCAUUGGCAUUUCUGGAUAAACUUUGCCCUACUUUACGAAGCGGCACAAAAGUUGUUGUAAAUUGUAGCGGUCGUGGAGACAAGGACGCUGCUAUUGUUUUCAAUUCUAAACUAACCUAAUUUUUUUUUUUCUGAAAUCAAGAAAUUAGGUUAUUUGCACGUAAAAAUACCAAAAAUGAAAAAUAAGAAAAAAAAAUGCCAUUAAUAGUGUUAGAUUUCUAGAGUCUAGAAAUAUAUGUAGAAAAACUGUAUAGAAUAUGGAUGCGAUUUCUUUUAUAAAUUAACAAAAGCCAUUAGUUAUGGUGCUAAUCAGGAAUCUUGUCAUCGGUUUAAUUAGCAAUAUUUUCUCCCUCGGUUCUGUAUUAGGAGAAGAUCAGUAUGCGAAGUUAACGUACCCUUUGUUGUUGUUGUUUUUCGUUUUUUUUAAUAUAAUGAUUUAUAUGAAUAUAAGCAUAUUAUCCA
This is a messenger RNA of Morus notabilis, 1905 nucleotides long. RefSeq names its product tryptophan synthase beta chain 1. The record is from RefSeq and is a predicted model, not a curated record. NCBI's taxonomy places the organism in Eukaryota, Viridiplantae, Streptophyta, Magnoliopsida, Rosales, Moraceae. The transcript has 5 exons. Gene Ontology annotation, cellular component: cytoplasm. Gene Ontology annotation, molecular function: tryptophan synthase activity. Bases 127 to 1563 code for a protein of 478 amino acids. Gene Ontology annotation, biological process: L-tryptophan biosynthetic process.